Cydia fagiglandana is the source of this 768-nucleotide messenger RNA. RefSeq lists its product as uncharacterized. The record is from RefSeq and is a predicted model, not a curated record. The transcript is spliced from 2 exons. Bases 1 to 540 code for a protein of 179 amino acids. Lineage: Eukaryota; Metazoa; Arthropoda; Insecta; Lepidoptera; Tortricidae.
AUGGCCCCGACGGAAGACCAGCGUUGGCCCAUCAAGGUUAGCGCGUUAGGGAACACGCACCUCACCUUUGAGGAGCUUUCGAGUUUAUUUGCUCAAAUUGAGGCUGUCCUUAACAGUCGUCCUCUCUGCCCCCUUUCCUCCUCUCCCAAUGACUACGCAGCGCUCACACCCGGGCACUUUCUCCUUGGCAGGCCACUGACGUCGCUUCCGGCCCCGGACCUGACAGAAGCCAACACUCGCAACCUGGACCGCUUCAAUCGGCUGGAGCAGAUAAGGCAGCACUUUUGGAAGCGGUGGCAGUCUGAGUACGUCAUGGAGCUGCAGCAACGUUCCAAAUGGAAAACGCGCGCCAGGGAUCUGCAGCAGGGAGACCUAGUACUAAUAAAAGACGAGAAUCAACCCCCACUGUUAUGGCGUCUGGGCAGAGUGGUGAAACUUCAUACUGGCUCAGACGGAGUACCACGGGUCGCUGAUAUUGACACCGUGCGGGGAGUUGUCAGACGGGCUCUGAACCGCAUAUGUCUUUUACAUGAUUCUUGAAAGCAGGGCUUUCAAGGGCCCCCAGCAUGUCUGCGCCGCUGCUUACAACGUCAUCAGACGACCGCGGGGGGAGGAACCCCCGCCACCAGCCGCCGGCGCGCCCGCUACUCUUCCUACUUAUUUGCCUCAGGUCGCCGGACCGAGCACACGCGGCCGCGACCCAUAUUUUUCAUACAUUUUUUAUACUUUGUAAUACCUAGCUAUUAAAGGCUAAGUCCUAUAUUUAAA